Messenger RNA from Drosophila innubila, 1618 nucleotides. RefSeq lists its product as uncharacterized. The transcript has 5 exons. The record is from RefSeq and is a predicted model, not a curated record. Bases 123 to 1238 code for a protein of 371 amino acids. NCBI's taxonomy places the organism in Eukaryota, Metazoa, Arthropoda, Insecta, Diptera, Drosophilidae.
AAGACGCCGCGCGUUGCCAGAAAGCAACAGUGCAUAUAUAUAAAAAGCAAGAUUUUAAAAGUAAAACAAAAGCAAGAGUCUAGUCAUUUUGUCGUGUUCGUUGCGUGCGUCGUCGUUGCAAUAUGUCCGAGAAACCAACUGUUUUAAUUUUGGGCGGCUGUGGAUUCAUUGGACGCAACUUGGUGACUUACUUGUUAAAGAAUGAGUUGACACAGGAAAUACGCAUUGUUGAUAAGACACCGCCACAAAUGGCAUGGCUGAACGAGCAGCAAACCGAGGCCUUUGCUGAUGAUAAAGUGGAGUUUUGCAGCGCGAAUUUAAUUAAUGCCGCCUCAUGCAAAUCGGCAUUCGCACCACACCCAACAACGAACCGUGGCUGGGAUGUAGUCAUCAACUGUGCUGCCGAGACGCGUGCCAACCAAGAUGACGCCGUCUACAAGGAGGGCAUUUACAAGCUGAGCAUAAAUUGUGCCAAUGAGGCCGCCACUCAACAGGUCAAACGGUAUGUGGAGCUCAGCUCGGGUUGUGUGAACAGCAGCGAGAAGACGCCGCUUAAGGAAGACUGCAAGCUGGAGCCCUGGACGGGUGUGGCCAAACAAAAGCUGAAAGUGGAGAAGGAGCUGGCGCACAUUAACAGUCUCAGCUAUACGGUGGUACGCCUGCCCGUUGUUUACGGCAUUGGUGAUAAGCGCUACUUGAUGCCACGCAUUAUAAUAGCUGCCAUAUACAAAUACCUCGGGGAGACAAUGAAGCUACUGUGGAAUGAUGCCAUGCGUCUCAAUACGGUGCAUGUAAUCGAUGUGUGUGCGGCGAUUUGGCAAUUAGCCCAGAGUCCCAAAGCGGCUGGACAGGUCUACAAUAUUGUGGAUGACUCAGCGUCAACGCAGGGCAGUAUUAGCGAUUUGCUUGUGGAUAUUUUCGAUAUCAAUGUUGAAUAUUUUGGCAUUGUUAUGUCCAAUCUGACUAAGCUCUAUCCAAGCGAUACGGUCGGUGAAAUCAAUGACAAGCAUAUGGCGCCCUGGGCAGAGAUUUGUCAACGCAAUGACAUUGAAAAUACGCCACUGACACCGUAUUUAGAUGAGGAGCAACUGCAUCACAAGCAUCUCUAUUUGGAUAAUACGAAACUAAAAGACUUUGGCUAUGUGCUUCAGGUCCCUCGACUCACACGCGCCUUGCUAACCGAAAUGAUCGAUGAUUAUGUGAAGCAGCAGCUCUUCCCUAAAUCUCUGGCGCUCUGAACAAAUGCAACAGGAUGACAAGCACCACGUUAAUACGCACACAGAUAACUUUUUAAAUUAGUUAAGCGAAAACUUUUGAUAUUGAUGAAAUUUAACAAUGACCACAUCCACAUACAAACUUCCAAUUUAUACAUGGUAUUGUCCAGCAUUUUGUUUCGUAAUUAACGAAAAGUGUACUUAUAGUAUUAUGUGUAGACCCAUUAUAUAUAUAUAUCUAUAUAUUUUGUAUAACUAACUAUUAUCUACUAUUAGUAUGCAUACAUUCCAAUCCAAUUAUACAAUGUAUAUGUAACUUUGAGACUAAAAUUUAUCAACGAUUAUUGUGAUCAUUUUAGUGGCCAACGAACAAUUGACAAUUAAAAAUACAUUUGCAUAAAGUU